AUGGGUACUUGCGUAGCUGCGUCCUCGACCGCUGCUGGCCUGGGGCUUCUGUUUCUCAGUGAGUGCCACAAAUUAGAGUACCUACACAAGAGCAUCUGUACAGAGAGCAAGGACCAACAUCCAUUCCAAGCUUUUUUUUUUGUUUUCCCAUGGGUUUGGCGUGGGAGCCUUCCAAAUAUGGCUGGAAUUGAGGGUGCUUUAGCAUCUGGACUGUUGACGGUUGCAGGAAACAAGCUAGUUUCACUGAUAUCCAGUGAGUUUGCUUCCAUAACUGGUUUAAAAAAGGAUCUCUCCGAGCUCCAGGAUAUACAUACAAAGAUUAUGAGCUGGCUGUCUGUGGUUCGUGGCAGAACAAUAGACCAUGAAGCAUCUGGUCGAGGAGUGAUGAAAUUGAGAAGUCUUGCUAAUGAGAUUUAUGAUUUACUUGAUGAUGUCUACAUCGAAGAUGAGAAACACAAGGUAAAUAGUGACCAUGAUAAGCCUGCUAUAACUGACAACUUUUCUGCAAAACCGGAGUUGCUUCUGUUCCGACACAAGGUGGCCCAUAAGAUCGAUGAAAUCAAGGUGACAUUUGAUACAAUUGUGAUGGAAAAUACACUACAUAAUUUACAAGUGGAUCAACCAGUUCAAAGCAGAAACAAGGAAACAUCAGAUCAGUCUUUGUUGAGUUAUGUUGAAGAUUUAAAAAUACCAUCAAGGGAUCAUGUGAAGGCCAAUAUCAUAUCUAAGCUUGUACAACCUAACAAAGGAGAAUGUAAUCAUAUAGUUUCUAUUGUUGGGCUUGGUGGUUCUGGCAAGACCACUUUAGCCCAACAUAUCUGCCAUGAUGACAGGAUAAAGGAGCACUUCACAAAUACAAUAUUCUGGGUCCAUGUAUCGCAAGAAUUUUGCAAGGAUAAACUCAUUGUGAAGCUAUUUGAAGCUGUCGUUGAGCAAAACUCUGGUGUCCAUGCACAAGAUCAAAUGCUCCAUGCAAUUUCAAACAAAUUGAGCGGAAAGAAGUUUCUUCUUGUCUUGGAUGAUGCUUGGCACGAGGAUAGGCAAGAAUGGGAAAAUUUCAUGGUUCUCCUAAAUAAUGGUGCCUAUGGAAGCAAGAUUCUUCUAACUACUCGCAACCAAAGUGUUGCGGAAGCUGUGGAAUCAGAGGAUGUAUUCAAAUUGCCAUUCUUCUUAGAGGAUGAGAGCUGGAGCUUCUUUCUAAACAGUUGUGGUUGGGUGGAACAAGAUUUGGAUUCUUCUUAUAUUCAAGUUGGAAAAAAUAUCGUGAAGAAAUGUGGUGGGGUGCCACUAGCAAUAAAAACUCUUGGAUCUGUUCUCCAUGAAAACAGAACAAUAAAUACUUGGAGAGCCAUAAGAGAGAAUAAUCUAUGGGAAGAAGAGAAUAUAGAAGGCAGAGUGUUUGCAUCCUUGACACUGAGCUAUAUUUACUUGAAAGAUCAUCUAAAGGAGUGCUUCACAUUUUGCUCCAUAUUCCCCAAAGGCUACAAAAUCAAUAAAGACUACUUGAUUGAACAAUGGAUUGCCCAUGGAUUCAUCAAGCUGAAGAAUGAAGAGCUGGCACAUGAUAUUGGAAAUGAAUACUUUGAUGCUCUUAUGAAAGCUGGAUUUCUUCAAAGUCCAGUUGAAACUUGGCCUGAAAAAAGUGUAGAAUGCGAGAUGCAUGACCUGAUUCAUGAUCUUACUCGUUAUAUUUUACAGUAUGAAGUGAUGGCAUCUCUACCAAAGAACAUGACUACACAUAACUGGUCACAAAAAUGCAGAUAUUUGUCGUUGAUGUCUUGCAGUGAGAAGGUUGAGGGGGGCCUAUUUGACAAAGUCCGUGCUGUAUAUGUCUCUGGAGGUAACCCGUCAUUUGAUAACCAUGAGAUUUGCUAUAUCCGCAGUGUUGUUCUAGACUAUGCAGUUGAUACUCUAUUUCCACAAUUCAUACUGAAGUUAGAACAUCUUGGAUAUCUUGAAAUCCAUCAACUUACAUGCACAGAACUUCCAGAGGCUAUAUCAGGCUGUUGGAACUUGCAGUCACUCCAUUUUAUUAGUUGCAAAGGUUUUGUGGUGUUACCUAAAUCUAUUGGCAAGCUUAAGAAGUUAAGAACUCUAGAGCUGAAUGAUAUUACAGAUCUUGAGAGUUUACCUGAGUCCAUUGGUGAUUGUCAAGAUCUUCAGUUCUUACAACUAAAUUACUGUGGAAAGCUCAGAGACAUACCGAGCUCCAUGGGUAGACUGGGGAACCUAAGGGUGCUUCAUAUACUCAGAUGUUCAUCUUUGCAACUUCCUUCAGAAUUCAAUGGUGAGUUAAGCAACUUACAGACAGUCAACUUACAUGGUUGUUGGGGUCUCCAAGACCUACCAAGCACAUUUGCCUGCCCGAUGCUUCGUACUCUCCACCUUUCUGAAACCAAAGUUACUGUGCUUCCCCAAUGGGUUACAUCGAUUGGUACUCUAGAGCAUAUAGACCUUCAUAAUUGCAAGGAGUUGGUGGAGUUGCCUAAAGGUAUAGCUAACUUGAAAAAUCUUGAGGUUUUGAAUCUAGUGGGUUGCAGCAAACUACAAUGCAUGCCAUCGGGAUUUGGCCAGCUGACUCUCUUAAGACAUCUGGCCCUGUUUGCUGUUGGGUGUGGUAGAGAUGAUGCAAGAAUCUCAGAGCUGGAAAAUCUUGAUAUGAUAAGUGGACGUAUGGAAAUCACCAACCUUAAAUACCUGAAGGGUCCAAGUGAGGCAGAAAAGGCCAUGUUGAAGCGGAAGAAUAUAUGGAGUUUGGAGUUGACCUGGUCUUCCAGUCAAACCAAAGAAGAGAUAGUAUCAGAUGUGGAACAAGAUCAGGGUGUACUUAAUGCUCUUGAACCACCAUCACAAAUUGAGAACUUGAAAAUCUGUAGGUCUUCAAGUCAAACCGAAGAAGAGAUAGUAUCAGAUGUGGAACAAGAUCAGGGUGUGCUUAAUGCUCUCGAACCACCAUCACAAAUUGAGAACUUGAAAAUCUGUGGUUACAGAGGCUCCAUUUUGCCAUGUUGGAUGACAAAGCUAAAUGAUUCUUCUUUCUGUGCUGGUAUAGUGUUCAAGCAGGCCAGUUUAUGUCAGUUCCUUUCUCUAACAAAAAUGACACUAGAAGAAUUUCCUAACUUGAAGUAUAUACGAGGACUUCAGGAGUUUCGUUCGCUAAAGUCCCUCUCUCUGGUCAAAAUGGCUAACUUAGAGGAGCUGUGGACUACGACAAGCAGUUCUGGAAUUCAGGGGGAAGAAUCAGAAGCACAAUACUGUUUUCCUGUCCUGUCUGAAGUUCGCAUUACAGGCUGCCCAAAAUUGAAUGUGAAGCCCUACUUCCCACCAUCGUUGGUGUCAUUGUCUUUUGAAGAAAGCAACGAGCAACUUCUAUCCCUAGGUAGUUUCUCCCUUCCACUUCCUCCACCUGCUGAUGAGUCUUCGUCAUCCUGCAAUCUGCAGUCUGCAGCGCGUUGUCUCAGGGAACUACGACUAAGAAAAAUGAUGGGAUCAUCAUCUAACUGGGAAUUCCUGCAGAGCCAAACUGAACUGGAAACCUUGCAUAUUGACUGCUGCGAUGAUCUGAAAGAAUUACCUGAUAACAUUCGAAACCUCACCUCCCUGAGGAAGUUGUGCGUAACAGGGUGCCAGAACCUUACAAUGCUUCCCGAGUGGCUAGGCGAACUGCGUUCUUUGCAAUUCCUGUUUGUCUUCAUGACACCAAUGAUUGACAGCCUCCCACAAUCAACAAAGCACCUUACGUCCCUUACCUCAUUGCAAAUUUGUCGUUGGGACGAGAUGAAGGAGCUGCCUGACGUGAUUCGGCAUCUCACCUCCCUUGAAUUGCUCAACUUGGUACUAUGUGAUGCUCUGACUGAGCUGCCAGAGUGGAUUGGACAGCUCUCGGCACUUCGUACUCUGAAGAUCCAGUAUUGCCCUCGCCUUGAAUGCCUGCCCCAGUCCUUACAACGGCUUACUGCUCUCCGCGAAUUGCACAUCGGUGGCUGCCCUGGGUUGGUUAGUCGUUACAAGCAAGGAGUAGGCCCGGACUGGCAACUGAUCUCUCACAUUCCUAAUAUUCGCAUAUAUUAG
Molecule: messenger RNA, 4071 nt
Organism: Miscanthus lutarioriparius
Lineage: Eukaryota; Viridiplantae; Streptophyta; Magnoliopsida; Poales; Poaceae
Source: the annotation of a GenBank genome assembly